Molecule: messenger RNA, 4059 nt
Organism: Vitrella brassicaformis
Lineage: Eukaryota; Vitrellaceae
Source: the annotation of a GenBank genome assembly
CUCCUCAAAGUCCGAGAGCAUUUCUAUCUCUUUUUCGCUGCUUUGGUGUGUCGGGAGAGCCACCACUAUCCUCAUUUCUCGCUGUCCCACCGCUUCCCAUCCCUUCCCACACGCAUGAAGGUUGCGACCCUUGCCGGCAUGGGCUGAUAGAUUCGACUCAUCCCCAGCCAUGAGGAGGCUCUCCUUCGGUGGCCUUUUCGGCAGAAAGGCAGCAGACGCAGGCCGGGGAGGCGCGACUGAUCUGAUUCAGCCCGGUAGCACUGGCUCUGGCGGCGGCGAUGCCAUUGGCGGCGGGGCGGCGGGCACACACACACCGGCCGCCAACGAACCUCUCACCGUCUAUGUCGACGGUAAGACCACUGCACGGCCGUCAUGUCGCCCGUGUGGGCGUGGAUCUGUGGAAAUGAGAAGGGCAGACCUGUCAGAAGGGGCGUGAUGUGAUGGGGUGGUGGGACACAUGUCUUUCUUUGGUCUCUUGUGUGGUGUGUUGUGGUGUGGUCAGGGAGCUGGCCGUUCCUGCACGCGGGGCACUUCCACGAGUUUCAGCACAUCAAGGAGGUGCUACCCAAUGCCUCCCUGGUGGUGGGCGUGUGUGGCGACGAUGAAACGGGGGCCUUCUACGUGAGACGAGAUGAGAUAGAUGCACACACUAACGCACACGCGCAGGGGGGCACUGGAAGGAAGGCAUCACAGGGUCACAUCGUUGUGCAAUUGACGUGUUGGCUGUGGUGUGUGGUUGUGUGUUGUGUGUUGUGUGUUGUGUGUGCGAUCAGAUGACGCCGAUUCAGCCGCAUGAGCAGAAGGUGGCGACUCUCCAGUACCUCAAAAAUGUUGACCGGAUCAUAGACGCACCCUGGGUCGUCACACCGGUCGGUGCACACCGCACGUGUCACACCUGACACGCGACGCGCACAUCGCAUGUGCGUGUGGCGUUCGUUGUGUUGGUUGUCGCUGGCUGUGCGUGUUGGGUGGGUGCAGGAGUGGCUGGACCGACAUAACAUCCACACCGUUGGUACGUCCAGCCAGCCAAUAUUGCGUGUCCAUCUGUGUGUGCGUGUGUGUGUGUGUGUGUGUGUGUCAGUGCUGACGCCCCAGUCCAACACGUUGCGCCGAUUCAGCCCCGAGUUCAAUGAAGCGACGGUCAAAGCCAUCCGACAGAAACUACAGGUACGUCAGCACACACACCACACACACACACACACACACACACAAGAGAACCGACACAAGCCCGUUUGUCUGUGUGUGGUAUGGUGUGUAAUAUGUCCAUUUCCAGGCCGACAGCCGUGUGAUAGAUCUGACGAGGACCGGCGCGUUGGUCCCGUCCCGGAGCAACAGCAACUCGGCGUUUGGGCAGGAGGGCGAUCCCGUGACCAACGAGACAAUACUCCGCAGCAUCAACCAAAGCAUCUGCUCACACAUAGACAAGUACACACACACACAGAGGGAGGGAGGGAGGGAGGGAGGGGCCAGGACCAUCCAUCCAUCUGUGCGUGUGUGUGUGUCUGUGUGUGUGUGUGUGAAGGUUGAUGAAGGAGGGCCACAGUUCGGCUGAGCUGGGCAUCAGCGGGUUGACGGCGUGGCAGAUUCAGACCAUCAUGGACCUCACGCAUCCGAGCCCAGAGGUAAGCAACACCAACGACCACACAAGCACACACACCACACGAACACGCGUGUGGAUGCGUGUAAUGCGGUCUGGUCUGGUGUGUGGUGGCUGGUUGGUCUGAUCAGAUGACAGCGUUGAUCGACUGGGCGUUCCCCAAGAUCCCCAACAACAUCACACCCUCACUCAGCAACGCACCCGUGGUAACCCACCCCAACCAACACACGUGCAACAACACGCAUACCCUCCCUCCCCCCUCUCACACACACACAGAGAAUCUUAUCUUUCCUUGUGUGUCUGCAGGGCAUUGGCAUCUUCCCGCCCGACGCACCCGAGAUCCCCACCUCAACUUCGACCUCGGCCGCAGCUGCAGCGGCCACAUCUGCCAGUGCCCAGCAGACAGACCACCCCGCCCCCCCUCCCGCUCCCGCCCCCACUCACACGGAGACACCGGCAGCCGCCGCAUCUACGUCACCGUUCGGGAUCCUGACCUCCAUGCUCGGCUGCGCCAGGCGGGGCUCUCGACAGCAUGCCAAACGAAUCGCAGCAAACACAAAUAUGAUCCCACUGGUGCGCAGAGAGAUACCCACACAAAGAAGACGCAUGUGCACAUAAGACCAUCCAUCCAGCCAUCCAUGUGUUCCUUCUCAGAAGCCCGGCAACGUAGUAGACGAGGAAGAGGCAGUGGCUGAGCGUGAGAACGAGCUCGAGUUGGUUGAGGAGUCGGCCGAGGCCGGCCAGGCGGGCAAGCGCAAGCGCGAGCCGAGCCGCCGCUACGGCACGGCUUCGACCUUCCACACAGACGUGGGUGCGUCGGUGGGGGCGCUGGCGUCGCUGCCGGCCAAUCACGUGGAUGUAGUCAUGGAGGAUGCUGCAGUGGGGGCGGCCAUAGGUGUGGGUGUGGGUAUCGCGGUGGGAGGUAGCCCUGCUGACGGUGCUGGCGGUCCUGACAAGAGCCCCAUCGUCGCGCCGGCUGCGGGCGGCGAGCGCAUGGCGCGCCUCUCCAACGAGCAGCGGAGCCAGAAAAAGGCCAGAAGUGAGAAAACCGCAAGAUGGGGCUUCGUCUCUUUCUCGUUAUCAUUCCAAUUUCCGUUGUGUGCCUGUGGCAAUCCCUUUGGUCCUUCAGCGCGUGACGUUGGUGCUGGUGCUGCGGAUCUGCCCCAGCCUGGUGAGCCGUCGGCCCCGGCUGACGACCCCAGUGUGAUCAACCUCACGGCCGAGAUCCCAUCGUCAUAUGACCGCGCCCACCAUACGACGACGGCCGAGCAGGCCCGCCUCCGCCUGGACUACGACGACGAGGCGGCGCCCGACGUGUGGGGCGACCUGGAGCAGACGGGCGCUGCCGGCAUCGGAUUCCCCGAGGGCGAGGGUGAGGACCAGCAGCAGCACCAGUGGGGACAGCCAUACCAGCAGACUAGCAAUGCAGCAGCAGCGGCAGCAGUCGCCUACCAGGUGAAGGUGACGGCCACCCUCGCCGGCACCGCCAAGGAGGGCGGCGCGCCCCGACCCCCGACAGACGUGGAGGGCGAGGAGAGCUACCCAAUCUCCCCCCCAGACGCCAUGCAGACGGCUCGGGGUGGGGGCGACCAGGGUGCUGGUGGAGGCGGCGAGAGCGGAGGGGGCAGUGUCAACGGCCAUGGGGAUGAGGGCGCGAGUAGCGGCGAGAUGGACCAUAGUGGUGGAGAUUCGGUUGAGGAGGGCACACAGCAGCAGGACCAGCAGUAUGGAGGCGAGCAGGAGGGCUACGACGACUCCCCGCCCCCGCCCUCGGGCAGCGAGGCCGUGCGUCAGGCCUUUGGUGGCUUUGCCAUCGACCCUUCUGCGGCAGACCACCCGGCCCAGCUGCACCCGGACCCCAUGCCGGCGGCACACGCCCACGCCACGCAGCAGUACCCCUACCAGCAGCACCCAUACCAGCAGCAAGACCCUUACCAAUACCAGCAAUACCAGCAGCAGCAGCAGCAGUACGAGGAAGAAGGAGAACAGGGGGACGGAGAGGGCGAGGGCGGCGAGUCGAUGGAGGAGGGGUCCGGUGAGUAUAGCGGCAACAGUGGUGGCGAGGGCGAGCAGAGCGGAGAGCAGAGCGGCGAGCCGAGUGGGCAGCCGAGCCCGCCAGACGGAGAGGGGGAGGGGGAGCUGCAGGAGAGCGUAGGGGAGGAGGAGGAGGAGGAAUCUGGCGAGCCCACGCCCGAGGAAUGAACACACUCACUCACUCACUCACCCAUACACACAUUGGUGGGCAGGCUAGGCUCUGAGAGGGAGGGAGGAUAAGGAGGAUGGAUCCAUGGCAUUUUUUACGCCUCCUGACGUAGCUUAGCUUGCUCGCACUGACUUGCCCUUUGCUGAAGCCACACAUACACACACGUGCCUCCACACACACAUGGUUGCAUUGAUGUGAUUGAAUUAAGGGUGGGGACAUCCUUAGCUGACUGACGGACUGACUGACUGACGGAUUGGAC